Daldinia decipiens is the source of this 1536-nucleotide messenger RNA. RefSeq lists its product as uncharacterized. Gene Ontology annotation, molecular function: protein binding. The coding region runs from base 77 to 1084 and encodes 335 amino acids. The record is from RefSeq and is a predicted model, not a curated record. The transcript has a single exon. NCBI's taxonomy places the organism in Eukaryota, Fungi, Ascomycota, Sordariomycetes, Xylariales, Hypoxylaceae.
GUUACAAAACCAACAGUCUAGACUGGUAGCAUCUUCUGUGCAAAUAGACUGUCAUUUUCGGCAACCAAUUUUCAUUAUGAAGGCAAAAUCCAUUAAGAACGCAAAACCCAUUAAGAACGCAAAAUCCAUUACGCCCGAACUCAUCGAGAAAUGGACUUGUAAAUGGAUAGGACUGGAAGCCAAUACCGUCAGCGAUAUUUAUCAUUGUGUUCGCAAGAAUGGCCAACGUACCAAGAAUGGCCAACAUGCCAUCGAAUCAACAGAAUCAACAGAAUCAACAGGAUCCCGGGGAGACUUGAACAUUCUGCCUACGGAAACUCUUGUCAAUGUGGUUCUCCACCUCGACGUUAUUUCGGUAGCUGCCUUGCGACGAGUUAAUAGAAGCUUUAUGUCGGUAGUCGACAGGAUCCCUGAAUACCGAAUGGUCAAUCAAUUCUGCCCUCGCAUUAUCCGCGAUAUCGUCAGCCUGGGAGCUAAGCACUUUGACUUUGCAACAUUGCACAAAACGCUCUGUGAAAAGCAUUGCGUCUCAUGCGGAAACAUCGGUGGAUAUAUUUAUCUUAUCACUUGUUUACGAGUCUGUUAUGUCUGCUUUGCCAAUGAGCACCGGUUCUGUCCCAUGCUUGCAAAAUAUGCACGUGAGGUUACCGGCUGUUCGAAGAAGGAGCUUGAACAGCUGCCACAUAUUCGAAGCGUCCAGGGACGAUAUGCCGCCAAUGGGGUAAUGUGUCAAAAUCGGGUAACCUUAUGGGACCGGGAAACUGUUCGAUCCAUCCAAACCACCACGGCUCCUACCUCUGAGAGAAACGAGCGUAUACACAACAAUCCACAUCGGUUCAUGGCCAUCGUCUCUGCCCCUUAUGUGGAAUCCGUCCCUAAUUCGAACCCCCCCUCCAAAGUUGCUAAAUGGGGCCUAUAUUGCCUUGGAUGCAGCGAUUCUCAAGAAGCCGAUACACAUUUCCGGAAGCAAUACACUGAGCAGAGUUUUGUUGAUCACAUUAUCCUCCAUGGACCCGUCAUAGCAGACGCCCGCCGCCCAAGACAUGCACCACCAAAACGUGCAGCACUAGAUAUGUCUAGUUAGAGAUUCUGCAAGACACAACCUUAUGCAAUUAUACCCACCACGAUAACGCAAGGCUGCAGCAUAUCUCAUUCAGCAAAGGAGACCCCAUUAUCUGGCCUGCCGCUGCUGGGUGGAGGCUCUGUCAACAAACCCAUGAAACCUGCUAUGAAGUACCUCCAUUGUUCCACUCUGAUGGACUGCGACAAAUUUUGCACUUAGGAGGAGGAAAAGGCUUGUGUCUAUUGGCUCUGAGAGGGGAAUACUACUGCCGAGAUGUUUACAGCUUCAAGUUGUUUAACUCUUGCCUGAUAUUACUACGUACCUUGCAUUGUGCAAAAUCUGAGCACAGGUUACGUAUGCUUUAGCUAGUUAGUCCAGCCUUAGGUGCCCAGAACAUGGGUCAGCCUCUCGAGAUCUGUUUUAAGGAGGUCGAUAAUAUUAAGCAGCAGUGUUAAAUACUAAUAAAAUGCGAA